Molecule: messenger RNA, 525 nt
Organism: Echinococcus granulosus
Lineage: Eukaryota; Metazoa; Platyhelminthes; Cestoda; Cyclophyllidea; Taeniidae
Exons: 4
Coding region: 1-525 (174 amino acids)
Source: RefSeq, a predicted model, not a curated record
AUGAAAAGUUCAAAAAUAAUAAAUAAUACGAACAAGUCUGGGCACAGAAUGCAGUCUGCAACCCACCACGCUAGUUUUGAAACAUGGAUGCGAAUAAAUUACCUCUUUUUUGUUAGUAGAAUAUUGCAACGGUUUUUAAUACUCACACAUUCUAUCAGACCGAGAGCUAGUCGACAAAUUUGUUUAAAUGAUAAUUUUAUGACAUCCAAGCACACUGCAUACAAAUUUGUUUUCAAAUUUUUUAAUUAUCCACUUCGAAGGCUCAAGAUAACUUGGUAUGUAAAUUCUUUUUUGCUUGGUUUUAAAAUGGGUAUCGUUUCAAAUUAUAAACUGGGGAAACAAACUAAUUAUUUUUAUGUUCCAAAAAUACAACAUUUUCCACCUUACAAGUGCCGAUUGAAGCGUUUCUUUGUCCUAAAAGCAAUAUACGGCAAACACAUUGGGCAAGUUAGUUGCUUUCGUUAUUUUUAUGAAUCUGUUGUGUUAGAAAUCAGAACAUUAAAUGUCACCAAAGACAGAAAGUGA